CAAGAAGCAGCCAUGAAGAACCAAAAAAGAAAAAAAGAUGAACCAUUGUACUGUUAUUGUCAACAAGUAUCGUAUGGAGAAAUGGUGGCAUGCGAUGGUGAAAAUUGUCCUUUUGAAUGGUUUCAUAUGGAAUGUGUUGGCUUAGAUGAGCCACCCAAAGGUGCUUGGUUUUGUCAAGAUUGUUCAGCAGAA
This is a messenger RNA of Gilbertella persicaria, 192 nucleotides long. RefSeq lists its product as uncharacterized. Gene Ontology annotation, cellular component: nucleus. NCBI's taxonomy places the organism in Eukaryota, Fungi, Mucoromycota, Mucoromycetes, Mucorales, Choanephoraceae. Gene Ontology annotation, biological process: regulation of DNA-templated transcription. The annotation marks the transcript as partial. The record is from RefSeq and is a predicted model, not a curated record. The transcript is spliced from 2 exons.